GAUUAUUCCAUCCAUUCCAUAUCCUAUCCUUCAACGUCCGAAACCUCAACAAGUUCGAAAGCGCACACACAAAUAACAGAAACAUGCGGAAAGCAAAUUUCCUUCCCAUCUGGGAUUUUUAAAGUGAAAACGGGGGGAGAAAAACUCAUCUAUCAAAAAAGUAGCUUUCCAAGCCUUUUUCCUCAGCCAAUCCACGACGACAAAAUUGGGAUACACCAGAAGAAUAAAAGAAAUCAAGAAUCAUAUAAGCAUUAACGGAUAUUGGGAGAUGGGGAAGGUGGCGGUGACGGUGGCGGUGGUAUGUGCGGCGGCCGCUUGCGCGGUGGCAGCGCUGGUAGUUAGGAAUCGCAUGAAGAGUUUGGGGAAGUGGGCUAAGGUUAUGGCCAUACUUAAGGAGUUCGAGGAGCAGUGUGGGACACCCACUGCCAAGCUCCGGCAAGUCGCCGACGCCAUGACAGUAGAGAUGCACGCCGGACUUGCUUCUGAAGGUGGCAGUAAACUUAAGAUGCUUAUCAGCUACGUUGACAACCUCCCCACCGGGGAUGAGAAAGGGUUAUUUUAUGCAUUGGACCUUGGCGGUACAAACUUCCGGGUACUACGUGUGCAAUUAGGUGGACAUGAAAAGCAUGUGGUCAAAAGAGAAUUUCAAGAGGUUUCAAUUCCUCCACACUUGAUGGCCGGCUCAACAGAAGCAUUAUUUGAUUAUAUUGCUGGUGCACUGGCAAGAUUUGUGGCUACAGAGGGUGAAGAUCUUUGUCUUCCGCCUGGUAGGCAAAGGGAGCUGGGUUUCACCUUUUCAUUCCCAGUUCAGCAAUUAUCUGUAGCAUCUGGGACUCUUAUCAAAUGGACAAAGGGCUUCUCAAUAGAAGAUACAGUUGGACAAGACGUUGUGGGAGAGUUAUCAAAAGCAAUGGAAAGGAUUGGUCUUGAUAUGCGUGUGGCAGCUUUGGUCAAUGAUGCAGUUGGAACCUUAGCUGGAGGUCGAUACAACCACCCAGAUGUUAUGGCUGCUGUUAUCCUGGGUACAGGGACUAAUGCAGCAUAUGUCGAGAGGGCGCAUGCAAUUCCGAAGUGGCAUGGUCUGCUGCCUAAAUCAGGAGAGAUGGUUAUCAACAUGGAAUGGGGUAACUUUCGGUCAUCACAUCUUCCACUAACUGAGUAUGAUCAAGGGCUUGAUGCUGAGAGUUUAAACCCUGGGGAACAGAUUUUUGAGAAGAUUAUAUCUGGGAUGUAUUUAGGGGAAAUUGUGCGUAGAGUACUAUGCAGGAUGGCUGAAGAAGCUGCCUUUUUUGGUGAUGGUGUUCCUCCAAAGCUAAAUAUUCCUUUCAUAUUGAGGACCCCUGAGAUGUCUGCAAUACAUCACGACACAUCUUGUGAUCUCAAAGUGGUUGGUGCAAAGCUAAAAGAUAUUUUAGAGAUUCCUAAUUCUUCGCUUAAAGUACGGAAAGUAAUAGUGGAGAUAUGCGAUAUUGUUGUCUCCCGUGGAGCACGCCUCUCUGCUGCUGCGAUCCUGGGAAUUCUCAAAAAAUUGGGUAGAGAUACUAUAACGGAUGGAGAGAAGCAGAAGUCAGUUGUAGCUUUGGAUGGCGGACUUUUCGAGCACUACACAAAGUUCAGAAAUUGUAUGGACAGCACUCUCCAGGAAUUGCUUGGAGAUGCUUACGAAAAUGUUUCAAUUAUCCAUUCAAAUGAUGGUUCUGGCAUUGGUGCUGCGCUCCUGGCUGCCUCUCAUUCGCAAUAUCUCGAAGUAGAGGAAUCCUGAUCCUGGUAUGAGCUGUAGUGCUGCCAAAAAUUGAUCUACUGCGUUGGAGCUCUAUAUUUCUGUCAUCCUUUCCCUGGGGGCAAUUGCAGCAGCCGAAUCAAGGAGAUGUCGCGAGGACCGGUUUAAUAUAUGGUCUAGCAGAGCUCCAAACUGAGCCAUGGACCCGUGUGCCUCUAGAUUUCUGGCCCGUAACUGAGACAAUGUCUUCGUAUUUUUGUUAGUAAUUCCCCCCCUCCCUCUUUGGCUUAAGAGUAGUGUCUUAAAGUUAAGGCUUUGUUGUAAGAUCAUUUGGGCAUUCAAGAUUAGGUAUAGUGCACAUGUAGAUGAUACUCUUUGGAUCAAAUAAAGUCCUGCGCAACAUAUUAAACGGACU
This is a messenger RNA of Coffea arabica (coffee), 2135 nucleotides long. Its product is annotated as hexokinase-2. Gene Ontology annotation, cellular component: cytosol; mitochondrion. Gene Ontology annotation, biological process: intracellular glucose homeostasis; glucose metabolic process; carbohydrate phosphorylation. Gene Ontology annotation, molecular function: ATP binding; fructokinase activity; D-glucose binding. The record is from RefSeq and is a predicted model, not a curated record. NCBI's taxonomy places the organism in Eukaryota, Viridiplantae, Streptophyta, Magnoliopsida, Gentianales, Rubiaceae.